This is a messenger RNA of Nicotiana tabacum (common tobacco), 1164 nucleotides long. RefSeq lists its product as uncharacterized. The record is from RefSeq and is a predicted model, not a curated record. NCBI's taxonomy places the organism in Eukaryota, Viridiplantae, Streptophyta, Magnoliopsida, Solanales, Solanaceae.
GGAUGUUUUGCCUUAAAACCCCCAAAAUACUGUUUUGUGGAGAAGAAGAACAAGGCAGGGAGGAACAACUUCAAUAACAAUCAUGUCUCUUUUUCAAAUCUGAAGCAUCGGGUUCCUGUUCCAACAAAGAAAACGGAAGCACAAACCAAGUGGCUUACUCUUACUACUACGCGCCAAAGCCUGAUUGAGAAACGCAGUUCCAACUCUUCUUCACAAAAAUAUCUCAAUUUUAUUAUCUCUGUGAUCAGCUUCAAUGGCUUCAUUAAGUUCAGUUUCAGUUGCGCACGUAUCAUUUUCCAUCUCUAACCUUCAAGUUCCAAGAAAUUACAGACGUUUGCCUACUUUAUUUGCAUCAUCAUCAGCUACGCCUUCUCAUGAAUCAUCUUCAUCCACACAAAGUGGGAGUGUAUUAUCCUCAACUAAUUCUCCACCAAAAGUUCCCUUUGUUGAGUCUUCUAAAAUCCCGGAUACUGGAUUCAACUAUGCUUUGGCAAAUCCUAAUGGAAACCCAGUUAUUAGAUUUGUUCAGCACACCGAAUCAGCUAUUGAAAGGGCAAUAUUUGACUUCCGUUUUCUGGCACUCCUUGCUAUCGGAGGUUCAUUGGCUGGUUCUCUGCUCUGCUUCCUCAAUGGUUGUGUCUACAUUGUUGACGCUUACAAAGUUUAUUGGAGCAGCUGUGUCAAAGGAAUUCACACAGGACAAAUGGUUCUGCGAUUGGUUGAAGCUAUAGAUGUUUAUCUUGCUGGGACCGUGAUGUUAAUAUUUGGGAUGGGCUUGUAUGGAUUGUUCAUCACUAAUGUCUCUCCUGAUGUGCAUCCAAGCAGUGAUCGUGCCCUCAAGCAGUCUUCCUUGUUUGGGAUGUUUGCUCUGAAGGAGAGGCCAAAAUGGAUGAAGAUCAGUUCGCUUGAUGAACUAAAAACCAAAGUGGGACAUGUAAUUGUCAUGAUUCUUCUUGUCAAGAUGUUCGAGAGGAGCAAGAUGGUCACUAUAGCCACUGGUACUGAUCUGUUGAGCUACUCAGUGUGUAUCUUCUUGUCUUCUGCUUCCUUGUAUAUUCUCCAUAAUCUGCACAAGGAGUAAUAGUUGACAUGUACUAUACUCAUGUAUGUAUGUAUAGCCAAGUAAUCAAACUUUUGAAGCUAAAAAAAAAGGGCAGUCAGGUA